This is a messenger RNA of Arachis ipaensis, 1829 nucleotides long. Lineage: Eukaryota; Viridiplantae; Streptophyta; Magnoliopsida; Fabales; Fabaceae. The record is from RefSeq and is a predicted model, not a curated record.
AUCCUUCUUUCCUAAUCUUUAUACACUAUCCACCACCAUAGCCCUAACUCACAGCCGUGAAUCUAUUGAACCAACCCCUUUCCCAGAUAAACUCUCACCUCCCCCGCUCUCGCAUGUCCUUGCUGUCGCAGACGAGGACCGCUCAUCUCGUGUCGCUAUCUCGGUCUUUAGAAGCUGCCUGUCGCAUUACCGUCUAGGCCCGCGUGGUCGUCGUCGGUUCGGGCCUGCUGCUGGCGCGUCCUCUCUUCUCCGGAAAACAGGUGUCAUUUAUCUUUUAAGAUGGCUAGGAAAGGUUGUUACAUGAAAAAACCAAAAUUAGGACCAGGAUGUCAGCAACCUCAAACGAUUCCACCUCCGACUUCGACUUCCCACCAUGAUGACUCUCAGAUUCCCCCAGAUAAUGGUGAUAGUGUUCCUGCAACUUCACGUCCGUUUCAUCUACUGCGCAGUGAACCAAGGCUUGCUCCAAGAUGAGCACAAAUAGCAUUCAGAACUCGAAGUCAGGUCACGUAAACUUGGCAGCUAAUGCAAAUUAUGUAGAUUCUCUUUAUCAAGAAGUUGAUGACCCCUUUGUUGCCUCUGGAGCUUAGAGUCGCAAAGGACGCAAGACUACGAAGUUUUGGACAGUUAAGAUCAUCGAUACACAUAUAAGGUAUUAUAUUUGGCUUAUAGAUUCCAAUGGCACAAUCAAGCUGGCAAAAUUAAGUGUGAGGGAGGCUAUGAAACGGCUUAACGGUAUAAGGAUCAUGCUCAAGUUCAACAACGAAAAGCAAGCAAUUGGAGACGAAGCUGGAUUGUUGAGUGGCGUGUUUGGUCUGCUAGGAUCUGCCUAUGGAAAAUUUCCUUUCUUUGAGAAAAGUUGGCAUAAGAUUACCACUAAAGACAAGGUUUAUAACGAAUGUGUCAAGAAAAUUUUUCACUUUGAAGAAGAUAGUGAAGAAACUAUCAAGAAAAAUAUUUUGAAAAGUAUGGGAAAGUCUUGGAAGGAAACAAGGCUGAGGUUGUAUAAUGCUUAUUACGAGCCAACAUCAACGACUGAACAAAAUAUUGAGCACCAUCUGCCGAAAAUUGAUCGAGAGCAUUGGAGAUGGUUCCUUGACUAUCGCGCAAAAGCUGAGACGCAGGAGAAGUGCAGGAAAAAUACGAUUAAUCGAUCAAAACAACUAUAUACCCACACUGGUGGUUCGAAAAGCUUCACACGAUGGAUGGAAGAAGAGUCAGAACAACAAGGGAAGAGAGUUAGUAGAGGAGAGUUAUGGAUCACAGUGCACAAAAAAAAAAAAUAGCUCCUAUAUCAAUGAUAAAGCAAGAGCAAUUGGUGAAAGAAUUGAGGAGAUUAAGCAAUAGGAUGAGUCUUCUAGAGUGUUGUCUCAAAAUGAUUCCAUUGCUGAGAUUUUCGGAAAAGAGAAAUCGGGUAGAGUGUGUGGUGUGGGAAUCGGACCGACUCCUAGUCAUCUCUUCGAUCCAAAUUCAUAUCUGCCGGGCAACAGAGUCCAAGUAGAGGAGACCCAGAGGAAGCUUCUUGAAUUGCAGGUAGAGCUGAAAGCCGAGAAGUUGAACAGGAAAGCGAUGGAGGAUGAGGCAACAACAGAAAAGAAAAAGAGGCAGGCGAUGGAGAGUGCUCUGAUUUAGCUAUUUCAACAGCAGGGUGAGGAGCUGCCACCAAAGAUCGCUGCAGGGAUGAGAUGGCCAUGAAUGAUAGAGCGAAAAAUAAUAUAUUAGGAUUGGAGAUAUUUUGGAUUGAAGCAAACAUUUUUUUGAAUUAGACUAUGCAACUCUUUGCAAGAGAUUUAUUUUCUUGAUAUUUUUAUGAAUAUAUUCUUUUGUUU